Molecule: messenger RNA, 921 nt
Organism: Magnolia sinica
Lineage: Eukaryota; Viridiplantae; Streptophyta; Magnoliopsida; Magnoliales; Magnoliaceae
Product: transcription elongation factor SPT4 homolog 1-like
Exons: 5
Coding region: 94-441 (115 amino acids)
Biological process (GO): positive regulation of DNA-templated transcription, elongation; regulation of transcription elongation by RNA polymerase II; mRNA processing
Cellular component (GO): nucleus; DSIF complex
Molecular function (GO): zinc ion binding; RNA polymerase II complex binding
Source: RefSeq, a predicted model, not a curated record
UAGAAUCUUCUCCUCUCUAGAGCGUUCCCGAAUUCCAGACCGCUACUCGCCGUUUUCCUUUUAACCCUUGCAUUCUUUCGAUUUCCCCUUGUAAUGGCGACGGUAGCGCAGAUUCCGACGAGUUUCGGCCACGAGCUUAGGGCCUGCCUUCGUUGCAGGCUCGUCAAAACCUACGACCAGUUUAGAGAAUCGGGCUGCGAAAAUUGCCCAUUUUUUAACAUGGAUAAUGAUCAUGAGCAUGUCGUCGACUGCACUACACCCAAUUUUACUGGAAUAAUUUCAGUCAUGGAUCCAAGUCGAAGUUGGGCAGCUCGGUGGUUGAGAAUUGGAAAAUUUGUUCCUGGUUGUUAUACACUUGCUGUCUCAGAGGCGCUUCCAGAUGAAUACCAGGGAAUUUGUGAAGACAACCAUGUCCAAUAUGUGCAGCCCAAACGUGUAUGAUGACUGUUUGGAUGUGUAUCAUCACUUUUUGAUGUGCAUUUGUUCUGUGAGGCACUCCAAACUUGUUGCUCGUCUUAGUAUAGUUGGCAAACUGCUGCUGAUAGGAAACCCAAAGAUGGUUUCAGCUUAACAUUUGAGGGCGUGUUUGGAUGCACUGUAUUUGCAAUUACCGGUCUGAUGGGAGUGGAAGUAGCCAAGUUGUGAUAAUUUUCCUAGCAUUGGUGGCUCGAUAUUGCAAUUGCGUUUGCUAUCUAGAUGUGGACUUGACUGGAACAUAAUCAUAAUCUGAGGGGUAUUUCCUCGUUAUGAAUGCUAGGAAACAUCAUUAAUUCAGUUUGGAAUCUGUUUGACUUGUGUGUCUAAACAUGGCCUAAAGGUGGAGCCUAUAGUCACUUUUUUUGCUACUUUGUUUUGUGCAUGUGAUGAAGCAUUGAUUUGUUGAACCCCUGUUUAUAGCUAUAAUAGAACGUUGCUAUACCA